Messenger RNA from Thlaspi arvense, 537 nucleotides. The record is from the annotation of a GenBank genome assembly. Lineage: Eukaryota; Viridiplantae; Streptophyta; Magnoliopsida; Brassicales; Brassicaceae.
AUGCCUAGGAAUUCUAUCGGUCUUGAAUCCUACUGUUACAGUGACACUGAAGCAUCUAAUGACGUUUCUGCUACAACGACAACAAGCGCUACUAACAUUGUAGACACCAGUUUGGUUAGUGCCUCCGCUUUAAACUUAGAGAAAACUACCCUAACUAAAGACAAUGUGAAUCCUGCAUCUAAUCAUCUCUUAGAUCCAACUGAAGUUGCGCCAAUUACAAAUGUUCAUUAUACUACUAUCAAUGAUUCUCUUACCCAACUGGUCAUAACUGAAAAUGUUGUCUUAUCUGAAAAUGCUCCUCUAUCUGCUGAAGACCCUGCUCUAAUUGAAACUGCAUCUUUAAAUGAUGGAAAUGCUCCUACGACUCUACAUGUCUUUCCUGUUGUCCCUAUGGUAACUCAAUCUAACUCUUACUCUGUUUUGGAACCUUACAAUGAUUUAUCAGAUAAUUCUGAUAUGUUAUUGGGGAACGAAGAAGUAGUUGAGGGUGCUAGUUUACUACAAUGGAGACUCUCAUCUGGAAACUUUGCAGGAUGA